CGCCUUGGUCGCGCCAGUAGGGCUUCCGACGGUCUGUUUUCCACUUGACUUGAGCUGACCAUCACCGGCUUCGAUGGAGGAAGGUGGAGUAAGGAGGCAAAGCCUCCCUUCUAUUAGAGCUCUCGGAUCCCUGUUCAAGCUUACUGAAGUCUACAUAUGGGAUGAUGGCUCAACGGAGAAGCUAGAAUUGUCCUUAUUCCCCGAAUCCAUUGAAUCGCCUCCGGAGAACGACGGUACUAGCUCUGAGAGUCCUUCCUUAACAACUACCGAUUUUGGUCCCUCCGCAGAGGACGACGAAUUGAGCAAACAGAUGGAUUCUCUAGGGCUUCCCCUUGCUUUCCAAUCCAAUAAAAAGACGAUGAAUUACACCAAGAAAGGCAAAAGAAAAGGGACUGUUAUGAAGCAUUCUUGUGAUCAUUACACUACUUCUAAUGCAUCAUUGGAAGUUUCCAACGUGAGUGAAGCAGGGACUGAAUCUCCUACUGUUUUGCGUGCUAACAAAAGCAAUUCUAUAUGUUGCAUAUCAAUGCUGGGUACGAGUGAGUCAUGUUACUAUGAUAUUGCAGUGGAUACCAGCAAUUCUAAAGAUCUAUGUAUUGAAGAUUAUGAGAGUCCAACUAAGGUUCCUCCCGAGUCGAUCUUUGUUGAUCUGUGUGGUGAAUGUGAGAGGGGUCAGACUGUAUCUGGAACUGAUCAUAUGACUAAUGAUGACUAUGUCAAAGACAAUACAAUUUUGGAUAGUUCAGAUGCCGCGAAUCCAGAUAUUGCUGAUGGUCUGAAAGAAGUUGUUGAUUUGGUGGAGAAGGAUUGCAUACAUGACUGCCCUGUUAGCGAUCUUCAAGAAUGCGAGAAUUACAUGGAGUGGCCUGAAGCUUCUGAGGCUGCAGUGCCCCAGGGUUCAGAAGUACUUGGGGAUAAUGGGAUAGAGAGUCAUGACCAGAAUGGUGCUUUUGGGGAUUGGGCGGUAUACUGGGAUUCUUUUUACAUGAGGAAAUAUUUCUAUAAUGAAAAAACAAAUAGUUCUACAUGGUCACCACCGCCAGGAAUGGAACAUCUUGUAUUCAGUAGUCUUACUAAUGAGGCAGAUGAAGUAAUUGCUGGGGACUAUGGGAUAGAUGACGACCCUUCUGUUUCCUGUGGCUUGCUGAAGUGUUCCGGAUUAUUAGAGGAACCUGCUAAUGAUAGUAGGAUAGCAGAUCAGCCAUCUAAUGAGGUCUGUGAUGGGGAUGGACUUGCUUCUGAAAGAACUUUGCCAAGCUUGACUUUCUCGAUCGUCAAUGGCUGUUUGGAGAAUGAGGGUGCACAGAAGGGGAUUGAUAAAGGUUGUCUUGGUGACAUUUCCCAGCAAACAGCAUUGGAGGAACGGCAUAUUGACAGUGUGAUCAGCGAUGAAGUCACUGUGAAUGUUGACCAGCAUGAGGAACAUGAAGAUACUAAGACUGAGCUGGACACUGAACCUGAUUUUCUAGUUAUCAAAAGAAAUCGGAAAGGAAGAAGGAAGAGAGCACGCUGUCGAUCUGCCAAGGAUAGUGAAGAUCUCCAAAGUCAAGUUGUGUCGGAGGAGCUUUCUGCCGCUCUUGAGAAAUACUGGUGUCAGCGAUACCUUCUAUUCUCUAGAUUUGAUGAUGGUAUAAAAAUGGACGAGGAAGGGUGGUUUUCUGUAACACCUGAGCUGAUAGCUGGGCAUCAUGCUUUGCACUGUGUUGAUGACGUCGUCAUUGACUGCUUCACCGGAGUUGGUGGAAAUGCUAUCCAAUUUGCUCAAUGGUGCCAACAUGUUAUUGCAAUCGAUAUAGAUCCGAAAAAGAUAGACUAUGCCCAUCACAAUGCUACCAUCUAUGAAGUUGAUGACCAUAUAGAUUUCAUAAAGGGAGACUUCUUCAAUUUGGCACCAAAACUGAAGGGGUUGGCUGACACUGUGUUUUUGUCACCACCCUGGGGUGGACCGGAUUAUGUUAAAAUGAAGACUUAUGACAUCAAUAUGCUUAAACCACACGAUGGGUAUUUGCUCUUCAACACAGCAAAGCAAAUUGCGUCAAAAAUUGUAAUGUUCCUCCCAAGAAAUGUUGAUCUAAAUCAGUUGGCUGAGUUGGCUCUAUCUGCUGAUCCUCCUUGGUCUUUGGAGGUAGAGAAGAACUUCUUGAAUGGCAGGUUAAAAGCAAUAACAGCUUACUUCCGCGACACAGCAGUUCAUGGACAAUAAACCCCCCACUUGAUUCAGUAGUGACCUUGGAGGAAAGUAGUCAAUUUGUGUUGAGAUCUACGGAUAACAAUUAACAAGUAGCAGGUGAAGGUGAAUAGCAAUGAUAGUAGGCUAGUAGCUUGGUUAACUUUACACUUAUGUUAGAAGCUGUUAUGUUUUGUAAAGGAAACUAGGACUCCAACCAAAUAUCGCAAGAGUUGACAAAGUAGUUAGCUCAGUUACAGCACACAGCUGGGUCGAAAUUCUUGGAAAGCCACCAACCUUGGGAAAUCAUCGUUCUUCAGCUUACAAGCAAGCCGUUCUGUCGGACAACCGAGUUAGGCCGUAGGUGUAUACCUAUAUGGUCCUCAAAUUUGGUGAUGACUUCUCCUUGUGAGUUUCUGAUAAUCAGAAUGUCAAUGUCAGGCAGGGGAAGGAAGGAGGAAGUCAGCCUGAGAUCAAUACUGGUACCACCAAGUGUUUAAAUACCCAUCAAAUUUGCUAUCUUCUGCUCUUCAUAGGCAGUUGCCAAGUUGUUUUUGUAUUUCCUAGUGUCUCCAUCUAGUUUUGAUAUUAGUUAGUUUAGAUUUUCUACAAGCUCGAAGUUUUACAGCUACCCCACCAUUUUGACAACUUCCUGUGGGUGGCUAAUCUAAAGGUUGACAUUAAGUAGUUCUCCUUUUGUGUGUAAAGAUGGUAAUAUAGAUGGAUACGGGUU
Molecule: messenger RNA, 2900 nt
Organism: Linum trigynum
Lineage: Eukaryota; Viridiplantae; Streptophyta; Magnoliopsida; Malpighiales; Linaceae
Source: the annotation of a GenBank genome assembly